Molecule: messenger RNA, 6827 nt
Organism: Clupea harengus (Atlantic herring)
Lineage: Eukaryota; Metazoa; Chordata; Actinopteri; Clupeiformes; Clupeidae
Gene: trpv4
Product: transient receptor potential cation channel, subfamily V, member 4
Biological process (GO): calcium ion import across plasma membrane; actin filament organization; osmosensory signaling pathway
Cellular component (GO): cilium; plasma membrane
Molecular function (GO): calcium channel activity; protein binding
Source: RefSeq, a predicted model, not a curated record
GCCAGAGCACUGCGUGUUCCUCUCACAUAAAUCAUGUGCAUGAGCAGAGGACACAUAUCAAUGACUUGGCCUGCAGACUGUGCUGGGUACAGUUGAGCGUCUAUGAUAUGCUCUGUAAAUGGUGGACAAAAGAACAACUCUGCGAAAGUAUCUGAUGUUGUUGAUGGUACAGGUGACGUAAGACGACUAGUAAAGGCUAGUUUUAUACACUUGGUACUUUUUGAAUGGCCUACUACUUGAUUUUUGAAACCUUACAGUAUACAUGCCUUCUGUGUACUACAGCAGACAUACACAGAAGAACAGUUUAGUGGUAUCUGAAGGAUUACACUACUUUUGUUGGAGCUCUGCACCCUAGCAAAUGGAUUUGAAGUUUUGAAAUAAAUAUGAAAUGAAAGGGAUGGGGCGUUUAAUAGCCAUGGUCGAUGUGUAUAAUUCCUCCUACACUGAUAUUUACACACAAACCUCUCUCUCCCUGAUGCCUUAUCUCGGAUUACAUACCUUAUUUCCCUGAUAGAAAAAAGGGGACUAAAUCAGCAAGGUGUUCUGACCGACUUUAGUUUUUACUACUCAUAAUACAAAACGUAUUUUGAUUUAAGCUAUUGGCUCGUCCUAAGUAUUUCCGUUUGCACCGGGUUGUGGGGUGCCUUUAGCAAACCUACAUUGAAAGUCACUGCCAGAGUACACACCUUGGCUGCCACAUAAACUCUGUCGUAGUCUGGUCCACACCCUGUCCUUGCUGCAUAAAGCCUGUUUUGUGAGAUGUUGAGGGCGGGAGUAUUCACGACAGCAAGUACUGAAUAUACGUCCUAAAUGGGAAACUGCAUUCAAUGCCAGGACGGAAAGGAUAUGCACCGUUAUUUUCUGAUAUCGACUGACGAAAAAAACAUUUAGAAGUGAAAAUCAAUGGGAUUAAUCUGAAUUGGAUUCUAAUUCAAGUUUGUUCCUCGGUUCAGUGAAAUUCAGGUCUACUGGAGGAAAAGGACCUCUGCAUGUCCCUGUGCCACAACCUGAUCCUCUUUCCUCUCCUCCCACUCAGAAGUCUCACAGCACAGCCUGCCGUGAGGGAUGAAUGACGUAAGUGACGGGGGGGGGGGAACUGGGGAAAGGCUUCCAGAAUCUGAGAGUUGAAAGUUCUGUUUGUUUUGAAGUUUGAGUCAUCGUAUUUAUUGGAAAUUGUGUGUAAUGGUGUCGAAGGAAGAGAGUAUAUCUGACAUGAACAUGUAGUUUCAGAGGGCUUCUGUGUUGACAUACGUUGGUGUAUUUGUAUAUUCCUGUGUUCAAGUUCCUCGUGAGCUGUGUGUCGCUGUUUUGUUUAGAUUAACGAAGACUCUUUUUUCAGGUAAAUGAAUCAAGCUUUCAAAAAGUUGACAGGUAGUUUCAACAAGUAAACAUCAGUAAAUUAUUCUCAGGUCUUGACUGAGAGUGUGACGUUUAGAGUUUCCUUAACACAUUAGAUCUUUGACUCUGUAUACAGCGGACGUCUGUCAAGGUUACAUGGAAAUAGUCAGCCCAGUAAAGUCCAAACUCUUUGAUGGAAAAUUCCAAUAACUGUAACGCUUUUAUAGUUUUUCUUUCUUUCAUUUACUCAGUUACUCCCUCUCACUGCCCACACAGACAUGAAGUCAUUGGCUUGAGCAAUGCUGCAGUUAGUAUUUACAGAUGACUGGCUUAGACUGCAAAAGGUCGGCAAAUGGCUGUCUGGCAGCCCUCCUCUGCCAUCCAUGCCCGCAGGCAUAAAUGUGCAUGCUUUUAAUCCCAGAUGGCGGACGAAUCUUCUAGCAGGGUCGCUCAGUCGCAGCCACCCUUCUAAGGCGAUAUCGUGUCGGCAUGACGGAGACAGAGAGCCCUCCCUCCGCCAACGCUGCCCCGACUAGUCAGCCGUCAGGAGAUAGCACAGACGCCCAGCGGGAGGCAGAUGCCUCCUUCCCCUUGUCCUCUCUAGAUGAGCUGUUUGAGAGCGAGGAGGGGAGCUCGCCACCCAUGCAGGACUCCUCCGCCAAGCCCGGGCAGCAGGGCGACAGCAAGCAGAACCUGCGGAACAAGUUCCAGGGGGCCUUCAAGAAGGGCAUCUCCAACCCCAUGGACCUCCUGGAGUCCACCAUCUAUGACUCCCAAGUGGCCCCUGGGUCUAAGAAAGCGCCCAUGGACUCACUCUUCGACUAUGGGACGUGCCGGGAAACAAACAACCAGAAACGCAGACGGAAGAAGCUGCCACGGGGGAAGGCCGAGAUGUCUUGCGACGAGGAUCCCACAGCCGACCAGCCGAAGGUGGUAAAGAUCUUCAACCGGUCGCUUCUAUUCGAUGCAGUGUCGCGAGCUGAGCCCGAGGCUCUGGACGGCCUCCUCGAGUACCUGCAGAGUCGUGACAAGAGGCUGACCGAUGAGGAUUUUAGAGAACCUUCGACGGGAAAGACGUGCCUUCCCAAAGCCCUGUUGAAUCUAUACAGCGGUCGAAAUGACACCAUUCCUCUGCUGGUUGAUAUAGCGGAGCAGACGGGGAAUCUGCGCGAGUUCAUUAACACACCGUUCAGAGAUGUUUACUACCGAGGCCAGACAGCGUUGCACAUUGCCAUCGAGAGGCGCUGUAAGAAGUAUGUGGAGCUUCUGGUGGAGAAGGGGGUAGACAUGCAUGCCCAGGCCAGGGGACGCUUCUUCCAGCCCAAAGAUGAGGGGGGAUAUUUCUACUUCGGUGAGCUACCCUUGUCUCUGGCCGCCUGCACCAACCAGCCGGACAUGGUGCACUACCUGACUGAGAACCCGCAGAAGAAGGCCGACCUGCGGCGGCAGGACUCCCGGGGAAACACGGUGCUCCAUGCCCUGGUGCACAUCGCCGACAACACGCGCGACAACACGCGCUUCGUCACCAAGAUGUAUGACGUGCUGCUCAUCAAGAGCGUCAAGCUCUACCCCGACAGCAACCUGGAGAUGAUCCCCAACAACGACGGCAUGUCCCCGCUCAUGAUGGCCGCCAAGCUAGGCAAGAUCGGGGUGUUCCAACACAUCAUCCGCAGGGAGAUCAAAGACGAGGAGGCACGGCACCUCUCCCGGAAGUUCAAGGACUGGGCCUAUGGGCCGGUUUACUCCUCCCUCUAUGACCUCUCCUCUCUGGACACAUGCGGUGAGGAGGUCUCUGUACUGGAGAUCCUGGUCUACAACAGCCGCAUAGAGCAGAACCGUCAUGAGAUGUUGGCCGUGGAGCCCAUCAACGAGCUGCUCAGGGCCAAGUGGCAGAAGUUUGGUGCCGUCACCUUCUACAUUAAUGUCAUCUCCUACCUCUUCACCAUGAUUGUCUUCACUCUGGUGGCCUAUUACCGCCCACUAGAGGGACAGCCUCCAUACCCUUAUGUCACCAGCGCAGACCAUCUGCGACUGGCAGGAGAGAUCAUUACAGUGGGCUCCGGAGUGUUCUUCUUCCUCAGCAAUAUUAAGGACCUCUUUCUGAAGAAGUGCCCGGGGGUUAACUCGUUAUUUAUUGAUGGAUCCUUUCAGCUACUCUACUUCAUCUAUUCCGUGCUGGUGCUGGUGGCUGCCGCGCUCUACCUGUCUGGGGUCGAGUCCUAUGUGACGGUCAUGGUGUUCGCUCUGGUGCUGGGCUGGACGAACAUGCUCUACUUCACGCGAGGUCUCAAACUCACCGGCACCUACAGCAUCAUGAUCCAGAAGAUCCUCUUCAAAGACCUGUUCAGAUUCCUGCUGGUGUACGUGCUCUUCAUGGUUGGAUACGCCUCAGCCCUGGUGUCACUCCUGACCGCGUGUCCCCCUCCUGGGUCCGACUGUCCUGGGGAUGAAGGCUGCCCCACAUACCCGAAAUGCCGCGACACAGACACCUUCAGCAACUUCCUGCUGGACCUGUUCAAGCUGACCAUUGGCAUCGGUGAGAUGGAGAUGAUCCAGAGUGCCAAGUACCCCGUGGCCUUCCUCAUCCUGCUGGUCACCUACAUCAUCCUCACCUUCGUCCUUCUACUCAACAUGUUGAUCGCUCUCAUGGGGGAGACGGUGGGACAGGUGUCCAAGGAGAGCAAGAAGAUCUGGAAGCUGCAAUGGGCUACAACCAUCCUGGAUAUCGAACGCUCCUUCCCUGUGUGCUUACGCAAGUCUUUCCGAGUGGGGGAGAUGGUGACUGUUGGCAAGAACUGGGAUGGAACCCCCGACAAGCGCUGGUGUUUCAGGGUGGAUGAGGUCAGGUGGUCACACUGGAAUCAGAACUUGGGAAUCAUAAACGAGGACCCAGGCCAGAAGGAGCUCAACCAGGACUACGGUAUUCAGCAGACUGUUCGAGGACUGAGGAGAGAUCGCUGGUCCACCGUGGUGCCCAGGGUGGUGGAGCUGAACAAGGCUCCUCGGUCACCUCGGGACCUGGUGCUGGAGAUGGAGCCCCUCUCCCGCCACCGCUUAGAGAGCUAGGGCCACACAGGGGCCUGACUGGGGCCUCUGGAGACUUCUGGACAUCUGCUGCUAACACCCACUCCAGCCCAGCCCAGCCAAGCUCAGCGCGGUCAGUUACACCUGCAAGCAGCUUGGGGCUGUCACCUCAACAGUGCUGCUGGCGACUAUCGAGUACUUGUCAUGUUCUUUAGAGGGAGCUGGAAUCGAAUUGGAAUCGAAAUUAAAACAGUAGGCCUAUGUUGGGGGAAAUGUCAUUUUAGUUAUACACAGGAAAAGAUGUUAAAGUCCUUGUGCUAUUGGUUGGGGACUUCCUACAAUGGCCAAACCUCUCAUUAUCCCAUGCAAGUACACAUACCCAACAACCUAACCUAAGUAUUAUAACACAACAGGGUACACUACAAUCAUCAUAUCGAUACUUCAAAGAUACAUAUCGAUACAGCAAAGACGCCUUCGUGAGCAUUUCACAGGGAUUAUCAAGUGGGCACCUUCCUUCGUCUGUAUUUUGUUGAACACCUCCAGAAAGGCUCAACAGUGGUCUCUGGUGUCACAGACUCACCCCCCUCCAUACUCACGAUGGGUUAGGACACAUGUCAAUAACACCUCAAGAUACACCCAUGUAUUACUUAGAGACAACAACCAUGACCGAAUGCCAGUCGAACCGGGUUCUUCAGCUAUACUUAGGUCCAUUUUCUGGUGGCUCUAAGUAUGCCAUCUUCAACUAUACUUAUGGCCCGUAAAUUAAGCUCACUCUAAGUAUGGCCCCUUCACUUAUACCCAUGCCCCCAUUGAUGCAGGCUGUUAGUAUGGUAAAAUCCAGAAACAUUAUUGAACCUGACAUAUAUGUUUAUUUUCUUGAAUGCUGCUUUUGUAAAUCAUAAACCUUUAUAACUGACAGCUCAGUUUGAAUGAAUGCAGUGAUAUGCAGUGGAAAAGAAUUGACUGCACCAGGCAAAAGGGGGUGUCUGAAAGGUAUGCACCAAUUACCCUCCAUUUACUGAUUUUGCUGUCAGCAGCAACAUAACUGAAAGAGCGCUUCAGAUUGGAGAAAUCUACAGUCACGUUUGCAAUGAUGUUUACUACUCCUACUCCUUCAAACCAUUGAGUGCCCUUGACAAUGUUUCUCUAAACAUCAUGUGCAGGUAUGCGAUGCUACCGAGAGAAAAGUUUAAUUUCCCUUUAUGGCGUUGUUCAUAGCACCAUGAUAUGACUAAGACAGUCAUGGUUUUAUAAGAACGAAAAAAUAAAGCAACCGCCAGCAGGUCCUUGCGGAAUGAAGCAUGGUGGCUUGGGGAACCACACGAUGCUACAUCAACAGCAGUGGCAACUGCAGACUCGGUAGUUAGCCUACCACAUCCUGCAACGAUAUAACACUGUCUCAAGAUAGCCCGAGCAGCGGAGGUAGCGCCCCAGAGAUAAAGGUGCUGGAACCUGUCAGGCUUUGCAAAACACUUCCUCACUUUCACCCAUGGCAGAAAGUUCGCGUGAGACGUUGAAGCUCAGAAGAGCGUUGUGGUCUCAGGUCUGUACAGAUCAUCGCUCCGAACCGCUCUUCGUUUUGCCAUACUGUCCUCUGUGUGAACUCAGGGAUUUCUUUAAGACAUCAAACAAAAGCGUUCCUUUAAAUCCAAAAUCAACUGUCAUGAGAAUGCUGAAUCUGUAUUAGAGUAUACAUUUAAUUAUUUCUAUUUAUCUCACUGCCAAAUUAACAUUUCUGAAGGCUGAGGACAAUUGUAUAUUUAAUAAAAUCCCUCCACAUGAAGCCAUACAAUGUAUGUAUGAAUGUUAAUGUAAAUGUAGGCCUUAGGAGUCAAUUAAAUAUAUAUGACAUAUUAAGGUGUUUUUGGAUAUACUAUGAGUUGAACAGCAUUGUGUGCAUCUGCAGAGAACAGCAUACUGUCAGGUUAUCAUAUUUAAAACUCUUAUUUAAUUACUUCACGUUCGUUUUGAUCUCCAUGACACUGGCUGACUUCUUGCUGUCCCAUCUUUAGGUAGCCUCACCAUUAGGCUCUCCGAAUAGUCAUGCCUUGUUGAGAUAUCAAAACAAAAUAUUAGAAUUAUUUUAAAUAUUUACUUUUCAUUUCUCUUUAUUUUAAAAGGACAUAGUUUGGUCUCAGAAAUGUUUUUAAACCAAGAUGUAUAUAAAUGAUAUAUUGUUUUAUCAAUUAUGUUCAGUAUUAAAGGGGAGACUUCGUGCUGAUUAUGGCCAGUGCUACUGUAACGUAUCAAGAGAAUGCCUUUCUGUAAUGCCAAAAGAUCUAUUCGAGAGUUUUGGUGCGUAAGCAAUAGAUUCCAUUUGGUAUCCACAUCCAACAAGGUUUUUUAUGCUUUCCAGAACCUCUCUUCUCUGGACUGGAUGGACUUUUCAAGAUUUUUCAAAUCUGUUUUAUAAUUUUAUUUUGUAUUUUCUUAAUAAAUUCUAAACAGACUGUUGUCCAGCUGCA